GUUAGUAAAAUAACGAAAAAAUAUGAAAGCUGUGGUAAGCAAGUUGCAUUGUUCCUCGGCGGAGGAGGUGAUGGUGGUGAGACGGCGGCCACACGUGGUCAACGGCGGUGGCUUCGUAGUGACAAAUUGCAAAGAGAAUAUCGUUUUUAAAAUCGACGGCUGUGGAGUUCUUGGCACCAAAGGAGAGUUAGUUCUCAGAGAUGGUGAUGGUGACGAGUUGCUUCUCAUCCACAAAAAGGGAGGAAUAGUGCAGGCUCUUAGCAUUCAUAACAAAUGGAGAGGCUAUAGUUACGACUACCAAGGUAGCCCUAAACCGGUUUUUAUAUUGAAGGAUCCCAAACAUUCUUGCUUCUCCAUAACUGGUUCAAUCCGCAUCUCGGUCCAACCAGAGAAUUGCUACUUUGAUGUGAGAGGGUAUUUCCCAGAUAAAGAUUGUAGCAUCAUUGAUUCCACCGGAAAUAUCAUUGCUCAAGUAAAAGAAUGGAUUGGGAGCAGGGAUAUAUAUAAGGUAGUGAUAAAAGCAAAUGUGGAUACAGCUUUUGUCUUCGGAGUUAUCGCAGUUCUUGACUAUAUCUAUGGUGAGUCUACAAGUUGUUGAUCCCUUCAUAACUUAAUUUCUGGAUAUCUUCCCAGCAUUACUCUUUGCUAGACUCAACUUGCGUAUGUUGUUUCUAGUAAAGUUUGGAGACUCGAUGUUACUACGUCUACGUAAUUAAUUUAUAUAUAUUGUACAUAUGUGAGCAACAUUUCUUCCUUUAA
Messenger RNA from Eutrema salsugineum, 759 nucleotides. Its product is annotated as protein LURP-one-related 6. NCBI's taxonomy places the organism in Eukaryota, Viridiplantae, Streptophyta, Magnoliopsida, Brassicales, Brassicaceae. The transcript is spliced from 2 exons. Bases 23 to 598 code for a protein of 191 amino acids. The record is from RefSeq and is a predicted model, not a curated record.